CUGUCAGCCUUCUUAAAGAUUUGCUUAUCUUACCUCAGAUGACAGUAACUGGAGCUGAAAGUUCCGGAGCUUCGUUUGGCCCAAAAGAUUCAAAAACUCCACGUUAUUGUGCUACGCAUAAGCCAGUUGGUUAUGUUAACGUAAAGACACAGUGUCAAGAAGAUGGCUGUUAUAAGUUUCCUCAUUUCGGUUUCUCUGACUCAAAAGCAACUUCAUGCGUCACUCAUAUGAAAGAAGGAAUGAUUCACUUAAGGGUCAGAAAAUGCUUAGAACCUGGAUGUAUUACACGCGUGGUUUUUAAUGUUGUUGGCUCAGAUAAGGGCAAAUUCUGCGCUAAACACAAAAAACCAGAAAUGAUUGAUAUCCAAACUAAAAUUUGUAAAUAUCCGGGAGAAAGUGCGCACACUCAGAUUGUUAUACUCGUCCUUAUUUUAAUGUCUCGGGAAAAACACAAGGCCAAUACUGCGCUAGACACAAAACAGCUGAAAAAAGUGCACGUUUUUGCGAAGCCCACCGAAACCCUGAAAUGGUUAAUGUUGUUGGCCCGAAGUGUAAUAAUAUUAAUUGUCAAAAAAGAGCACUAUAUGGAAUACCUGGUUAUAAAAUGUCACGAUGCUUCACACAUAAAGACAAAGGUGCGAAAACACUCCACAGAUAAUAUGGUUGAUCUAGUCCAAAAAAUAUGUUCUAAUUGUGGAUUGCUUGAUAUCCUUUUGCAGGAUCAAAAGUGCGCUGAUUGUAGCACUUAUGCUAAAGCGAAAGCAAGAGUACAAGCGUACGAUUCCAUUGUAGAAGAUGGUGUGUGUUCAAAAAAGCGUCCAGACUUUGUCAUUGAUGCAGACACACAUAAAGUUGUACUGGAAGUAGAUGAGUAUCAACACAAGAAAGGGGAAUAUAACUGUGAGGUAAAAAGAAUGUGGGAUAUUGCGCAAGCACUUGGCAUCCCUACUCUCUUUAUUCGCUAUAAUCCUGAUAGUUACAGAAUGUUCAACGGAAUUACAAAGGAUAGUAAUGAUAGGAAGAGAAAACAAGAAUUGUUAAUGUGCUUGAGCGAUGCAGUAAAAUCGCCACCUGCUGAAGAAUCACAAUUCCUUCGAGUUGUCUAUCUGUUCUAUGAUGGAUACGAUAGCACUAAGUACAAGAUAACGACUAUACCAGAAGUUUGGUUCAAGAAUGAAAUACAUGAAAAAGCAGAUAAAGCAUUAUGA
Messenger RNA from Funneliformis caledonium, 1208 nucleotides. The record is from the annotation of a GenBank genome assembly. Lineage: Eukaryota; Fungi; Glomeromycota; Glomeromycetes; Glomerales; Glomeraceae.